ACAAAGCUACAGAGUAAUGAUGACCGUGCCUGUGGUUUGUGUCAGAUGUCGCCACUCCCACCAUUUUUUAAUGUCAUGCUGCCUUCUUCCCUUCUCUGGACUCUUCGGUGAUAGGUGUACUUCUUCUCUCCCUUUGUCGUUUCCAAGUGUGGCGUUGCCUAAAAAGAAUAUAAACAGUGUGUAUAUGUACAUAUUGGUCUUUGGGUUGAACUUUGUACACAUGUGAAGAGCGUGGCUGUAACUGGACAGCAUUGAAUUGAAUGGGAAUAGCGUGAAUGUAUAAAAAAAAAAGAAACAUCCAUAGGCUAUAGCCAAGGCCUAACCUUUUUGGCCCCUCAACUGAAAAUAGGUUUACGUUUUAUUCUUGGGGUAGAAUGGACAAAGACUGAAUGUAUUAAAAAACAAAAUACUGCACAUAAAGUGAGUUGCAAACGGCUAGCACACACUAAAAUUGACAGCAGAGAAUAAGUGAUGGACAACCGUUGUUAGAUCUGCCUCAGCAUCCCAUGAUCUUGAUCACCCGAUCUAAGUUUGACAGCGCCUUCAAAUUCAGGUGUUGUUCUAAUAUUGGGAUAGAGAGAGUAUACAGACAGUAAGGAAUGGCGUGCGGAUUCAUAGGAAGAUUGUUCGUGUGGGUUAUUAUCUUACACAUGAUAUUUGAGAAUGUGAUGAGUAUAAACAAGGACGGCGUUGCAUUGAUUGCAUUCAAGACCGCCAUAGUGGAAGACCCAGAAAAUGCGUUAGGCAACUGGAAUGCUUCUGAUGAGAGCCCCUGUUCAUGGUCUGGGGUGACUUGCAGCCAGAUUGGGGGCAAUAAGGAAGGUCGUGUUGUGGCGGUGAAUAUUCCCAAGAGGCAUCUUGUGGGCAUCAUCCCAUCUGUUCUGGGAUCUCUUCUUUUCCUCCGCCGUCUCAAUCUCAGGCACAAUGGCUUCAAUGGGAGCUUGCCGCUGGAGCUUUUUCAAUUGGUAAGCUUGCAGACUUUGAUUCUAAAUGGGAAUUUUCUCAGUGGUCCAUUACCCCAACAAGUAGAGAAACUCGGGUAUCUUGAAGUCCUUGACUUAUCGCAAAAUUCAUUUGUGGGGGCUAUCCCUUCCUCAAUCAACAACUGCAACAGAUUGAGGAAGCUGCUAUUGAACAACAACAAUUUCACUGGAACCAUUCCUGGAGGAUUUGGUAACAGUCUCACUUUUCUCCAACAGUUGGAUUUAUCUUACAAUCUCCUGAACGGAUCCGUUCCUCCCGAUCUUGGUAACCUAUCCCAUCUUCAAGGCACUUUAAAGCUUUCCAACAACUUCCUCUCAGGCUCGGUUCCUUCAAGUCUUGGUAACCUCCCUGAAAAGGUAAGCAUAGAUCUCACUUACAAUAGGUUGAGUGGAGCGAUUCCUGAGAAUGGAGCCCUUGCUAAUCAGGGCCCAACAGCAUUUGUUGGAAACCCUGGUCUGUGUGGGCUCCCACUGAGAAAAGCAUGCCCAUCAUCACCUCCAACGUCUACUGGCAUUCCUAAUCUACCUAAUUUAACCCCACCACACAUAACUCCGUCAAUGAGAACAGUCACCAAAAGCAAAACCCUGAGCAAAGGUGCAAUUCUGGCCAUUGUGAUUGGGGAUGUUUUAGGUUUAGCUUUGAUAAGUUUAAUUUUUCUCUUCUGCUACUGGAGAGCCACUUCAUGCCAAGACAAGGAAUCUGCAAAGGAAGAAUCGUCCAGUGGAGGAAGAAGAUUAGGUUGCCUUUGCCUUAGGAGAAGGGAGGGCUCUGAAGCCUACUCAGAGAAUGUGGAACAACUAGACCUUGUCGCAUUGGAUGGCCAGGUUGGUUAUGAUCUGGAUGAGCUUCUGAGGGCCUCUGCAUUCGUGUUGGGCAAGAGUAGUGUGGGUAUUUUAUACAAGGUUGUAUUGGAAGAUGGGCUCACAUUGGCUGUGAGGAGGCUCGGGGAAGGAGGUUCUCAGAGAUUCAAAGAUUUUCAAGUAGAAGUGGAAGCUAUAGGACGGGUUCGCCACCCCAACAUAGUUACUCUUAGAGCGUACUACUGGUCUGUAGAGGAAAAACUACUCAUCUAUGAUUACAUUCCAAAUGGCACCCUAGCCAAUGCAUUGCACGGUAAAAGUGCUGUUACUUCACCUCUAUUAUGGGCUGCCCGUCUGAAAAUUGCAAAAGGUGUUGCUAAAGGUUUGACUUAUAUCCAUGAGUGUAGCCCUAAGAAAUAUCUCCAUGGAGAUGUGAAGCCCACCAAUGUUCUUUUGGGCUUAAACAUGGAACCAUAUGUGGCAGAUUUUGGUUUGGGUCGCAUUGCAAGUAUUUCAGGAGCUCUGUCAACCAGACGCUAUGUGAUGGGCGGAGUAGGACACCCAGAGAGCAAGUGGGCACUGGAGAUGCAAUCUGGCAGUGUUCCACUAGUUGGCUUGGCGGCCCAAGGCAUAUUAAUGAGCCCUGGCUCUUCAUAUCAGGCACCGGAAGCUCCUAAAAUCUUAAAACCCACACAAAAAUGGGAUGUGUAUUCCUUUGGAGUCAUUCUUUUAGAACUGCUUUCUGGUAAGUCUCCUACCGUUCAGGUUGCUUCUUCUGAGAUGGAUUUGGUAAGGUGGGUGCAAGUUUGCAUUGAGGAGAAGAAACCUCUUCCAGAUGUUCUGGACCCUAGCUUAGUAGAAGAAUUGCACAGGGAAGAUGAAAUUUUAGGCGUGUUGAAAAUUGCUUUGAGUUGUGUUCAGGGAUCUCCUGAGAGGAGGCCAUCAAUGAAGCAUGUAUCAGAGUUGCUGGACAAAGUUGGAGGUCCUACUUAACAGAUCAAUGCCAUGCAAUGUAAUCUCCAUCUAUUUGAGUUGUAUACCUUGACCGGAAAACGCGUCAGAAAGCAUGCAUUCAAAGGCAGUUAGGAAUUGUUUUUUAAUGAAGAUGUUCCCUGGUCACUUUGAUAUGGAUCGGUACGACUUUGAGUGGUGACAAAUUUGUAAAGGGACCAGUCCAGAAUCGUGAUACUCAUAUGGACCAGUUCAGAAUCGUGAUACUCAUAUAAGGUCUCUACGGAAGCAUAAAGUUGUAUUUCUGAGCUCAUUUGUUGUAUGUAGUAUAAUGCGUCCAAUGCUGACCUGUUUCAUAAUUUCUCCUUGAGGGAUCUCCGAUCCAUCUUUGCAACCCAAGAAAAACUGUAUACAUUUUGAUUGAUAAAAGGCCUAAAUUCGAUUUUA
Molecule: messenger RNA, 3182 nt
Organism: Cryptomeria japonica (Japanese cedar)
Lineage: Eukaryota; Viridiplantae; Streptophyta; Pinopsida; Cupressales; Cupressaceae
Product: receptor protein kinase-like protein ZAR1
Exons: 3
Coding region: 600-2777 (725 amino acids)
Biological process (GO): protein phosphorylation
Molecular function (GO): protein binding; ATP binding; protein kinase activity
Source: RefSeq, a predicted model, not a curated record